This is a messenger RNA of Gymnogyps californianus (California condor), 2072 nucleotides long. It is a transcript of the gene C2H6orf62, whose product is annotated as chromosome 2 C6orf62 homolog. Lineage: Eukaryota; Metazoa; Chordata; Aves; Accipitriformes; Cathartidae. The record is from RefSeq and is a predicted model, not a curated record. Bases 224 to 913 code for a protein of 229 amino acids. The transcript is spliced from 5 exons.
AGCCAUGGCUGGACAACGACUUCCUUUGUUUCUUGACCCCUCCGAUACGACUUUCUCGUAAAAUAUUGCCUGAGGUGCGGUUUUGGGUUACAUUAGCGUUUUAUCUGUUCAGUCGUAUUAGCAGGAAUAAAACGACUUGUUUCUGUUGUACUUGAGUCUUACGAAAAGGUGCCCAUAGUUUAAUGACAGUUUCCAAAGGCUUUAGUACCACCUGUAUUACAAAAUGGGGGACCCAAACUCCCGGAAGAAACAAGCUCUGAACAGACUUCGUGCUCAGCUUAGAAAGAAAAAAGAAUCUUUAGCUGACCAGUUUGACUUCAAGAUGUACAUUGCCUUUGUGUUCAAAGACAAGAAGAAAAAGUCAGCGCUUUUUGAAGUGUCUGAAGUGAUACCAGUCAUGACCAAUAAUUAUGAAGAAAAUAUCCUGAAAGGUGUGCGGGAUUCCAGCUAUUCUUUGGAAAGUUCCUUAGAGCUUCUGCAGAAGGAUGUAGUACAGCUUCAUGCACCCCGCUACCAGUCUAUGCGCAGGGAUGUGAUCGGCUGUACCCAGGAGAUGGACUUCAUUCUUUGGCCUCGUAAUGAUAUUGAGAAGAUAGUCUGUCUCCUGUUUUCUCGGUGGAAGGGAUCUGAUGAACCCUUUAGGCCUGUUCAGGCCAAGUUUGAAUUUCAUCACGGUGACUAUGAAAAACAGUUUCUGCAUGUUCUGAGCCGAAAGGACAAGACUGGAAUUGUUGUCAACAACCCUAACCAGUCAGUGUUUCUCUUCAUUGACAGACAGCACUUGCAGACUCCAAAAAACAAAGCUACAAUCUUCAAGUUAUGCAGCAUCUGCCUGUACCUGCCACAGGAGCAGCUCACUCACUGGACGGUUGGUACCAUAGAGGAUCACCUCCGUCCUUACAUGCCAGAGUAAGGUACUGGCCAGCAAAAUGGGGAAGAUCACAGAAUGCAGCAGUGGAUUUUCACUUUCCUCACCACUUUAUUCUUUCAGAAUUUAGAAGAAAAUGGACUCAUGUUCAGAACACUAUACAUUGUGAAACUUGAUCAUCCUGGAUUUUUUUUAUCAUUUGUAUCUCAGAACUUUACAAUUUUUUUUAGAUGUUUUCUGCAUGGACCUUGUGAAAGAGAGGAUGCUCUGCACGCUUCUGCACUGCAUCAGCAUCUUACUAAAAUGUGAAAUGAAGGGACUGUACACUGAAACAAAUGUAUCCGAAAGCACAAGGUGAUCAUUUGUGAUGGUGUUCCCAUUUGUGCUGGUCAUGCCCCCUAACAUCUAUAAAGUUAACCAUCAGUAUUUGGAGGGUGAGAAGUGAAUGUAACAGGUAUAAAAGCCUUAUAGCUUUGCUGUUAAUGAUUGUAUCAAAGAGCACUAUCAUUCAUUUUAAUGAACAGAAAAGUGGCUAUUACAAUAGGAAGUAAAUGCAGGAAAGAAAUCUUUCUUAAAAAAAAGAAAAGCAUCUCAUUUAAUGUGUAGGCAUUCUUUGCCUCUUUUAUUUUGCUGGGCCAUGUCUAAGUUUACUGGCACUUUCGUUUUGGAUCUCUUUCCCCAAGUUGCUGUAUAACUGUAUGAAAGUGUUCUUUUGAGUUGGAUGCAUUUAUACAGAUGAGGCAGACCUGGAGUCUGAAGUUGCUAAAGCAGCUAAAAAUAAAGUAAAAUAAUAGCUGCAGAAACAAUGUUGGUAGAGGAUUAUUUUUUCUUGAGAGUUGAGACUUGUAAACUUGCAGGUGAACUGUGCAGGAAAUACUGGUUUCUAAAACAUUUCUUACGGAAAACCCAUUGAGGUUUUUUUUUCUUUUGGAAUAGACGUUAUAAAACAAUGUAAAAUAGUGUUUGGAGUGUCAAAAGUUGGUUCUGACAGAACAUUUUAAGAUUGUGCAAUGAUAAAAGGAAGACUACUGUAUAGUUUUGAUGACAAGAAGGCUCUGCUUAAGGGUUGAGUACUUUACUGGAGUAAAACUGCAUAAGCCUGCUCCCUUUGGAUAAAACUAGUGCUUACCUGUUUAAAACUUGUAUUUAGCUUUUGUUUGGAAUUGGAAAAAAUUGGAACUUAAAUAAAUUAGGUGAAAGAUGA